Molecule: messenger RNA, 1272 nt
Organism: Paraglomus brasilianum
Lineage: Eukaryota; Fungi; Glomeromycota; Glomeromycetes; Paraglomerales; Paraglomeraceae
Source: the annotation of a GenBank genome assembly
AUGUCUGAUGUCCAGCCACUUGAGGAGUCAGAAAGUUCGCUCUCUGCUUCUGCAAGGCCCUCUGUCAGUGAGGUCAAAAAGUGGAGCAUGGAUGACCUCAUCAAUCACCUUCAAAGUGUUUAUCUGAACAAAUUGGAUGAUGACAACUUUGGAAUCUUACAACAAAACAAGAUUGAAGGCAGUGUGUUUCUCGAGCUGAUGAUGGAGGACUUGAUGCAUUAUGGAAUGGUUUGUGGACCUGCAUCUAUGAUCAGUAAAUACAUCCAACAACUCAAAGGGCAGCCAUCAACUGUAUUGGGGAAAAGGAAAUUGGAACUGGUUGAUAUGGAGGAAAAGCUUGUUGAGCUACUGGAAGCUGAACACCAACAGGGACCUGUUUCAGUCUCAAACAUGGAUACAUGUACAUGUCAGAAGCUGCUUGAAGCCUUUAAUUUUACUAGAGAAGCAGUUAAUAUCCAAGCAAAUCCAACAAAUAAGUGGGUUAGUUUUGAGUGGGAUGAGGAACUUCCAGAAGGCAAUCAUAAUCAAUCACCACAGUAUCUUCAAUGGCUUGAGAACAACAUUGCCAUUCCCUCCACAAUAGUAUGGUAUGAGUUUUGGCAAGAGAGAAAUCUCUUCUCAUACUAUGGAGAUUCUCUUCCCUUUCCCAUGACAGGAACCUCAUCUUCAUCUGAUGCACCAGUCCAGCAUAUAUUAAUAUGGGUCAAACACUACCAUACACGAACUGCAGAUGUUGUCAUUGCAAAAAAAGAAUACAUCAGUACUUGUCAUGUGAGUGGCAGAGUCAUCAUUGUGAUUGAACUGAAGAAGAGCAUCAAAAAUGUACACAUCAAUCAGGCCAUUGAGGAGCUGAUUCUGGCAAGCAUGCAUUCAAACUAUCCUGUAGUUGUUAUUUCAGAGAAGAUUGGAUCUUUUAUUGGCUCGAAAAUGGAAAAAUUAUGGAGCAUGGCACUGCUUGACAGCACCAAUCUUCUAGCAGCCAUUACAAUUGCUGAAUCUGUUACAUUGACAGAGCAAUCAGAGACUUUAUCUGCACAGCCUUUUGCAUACCCUCCUAUUACUAUUGCAAACAGACAAAAGCUUGAUGAUUUUGAGAUUGAAGCUGAUGACAGUGACAUAGGGAAUAUGAAGGAUUUCUUUGACAUAAUGACAAAUGAGGAGAGAUGCAAGUGGAAAGCAAAGCAAAUCCUGAAGGCUUGGAUGAAAAGUCCUAGCUUUUAUUCAGGCACUUCAUAUGAUGACUACAAAUUGUCUAUUACUAAGUACACCUGA